Messenger RNA from Motacilla alba alba, 3589 nucleotides. RefSeq names its product coiled-coil domain containing 93 (gene CCDC93). NCBI's taxonomy places the organism in Eukaryota, Metazoa, Chordata, Aves, Passeriformes, Motacillidae. The record is from RefSeq and is a predicted model, not a curated record. The transcript has 23 exons. Bases 787 to 2472 code for a protein of 561 amino acids. Gene Ontology annotation, biological process: Golgi to plasma membrane transport.
CCCCGGGCGCUGCCGAGGCGCGGCCGCUGCUCCUCCGGCCCCGCUGCACCGGCGUCCCCGGGAUCCCCGCCUGCUCCUUCCCCUGGUUCCCGGCCCUCGCCGGCAGCGCGGGGGUCGGUGCCGCGCAGCGGGCCGGGCGCGGGGGACGCGGGGCGGCCUGUGGGGCUGCCGGCAGCGCUGUGCGGGUCACCUUCGGUGCACCAUCGCCGUCCCGCGUCCCCGCUGCAAGCCCGGCUCGCCGGGUUCCCGUGGGAGAGAGCGGAGAGGAGGAGGGUGCCCAGAGGGCUGGAGGUGGGAAGGGUGGGCAGGUGGGUCCGUGCGGCCCCUCGGGGCAGACCUGGAGCACUGCUAGCGGCUCUCCGGCCUAGGGCCGAGGUGUUGGGGAGCUCUGUGCUGCUAGGAAAUCACGUGUAUCCCCGGAGCUAGGGGGUUUCAUCCUGUAGGGUGGGGACAAAAGCCCUGGGACGGGCUGGCUGUGCUGCUGAGGCUUCGGAGCGCUCGGGCUGCCCGGGCUGCCCGUCACGGUUUACUUUUGUUACUGCCGUGCUUUGAAAUUGCAUUGCCCAAAAAGUGGAAUUCCGUGUGAGCGUCUCCUCCUGUUUUUGUAGAAGGAUUACAGAAGCGUGUCCUGGUUUUGGCUGGGAUAGAGGUUAAACUGAGGUUGAAACAAGAGAAGAUGAGGAACAAAACAUCAAGUUGGCUGAAAUCUUGGAACUGUUGGUGGCUGCUGGGUAUUUUCGAGCAAGAAUCAAGGGGUUAUCACCAUUUGAUAAGGUGGUGGGAGGCAUGACGUGGUGUAUCACUACCUGCAGCUUUGAUAUCGACGUGGAUUUAUUAUUUCAGGAAAACUCUACUAUUGGUCAAAAAAUUGCCUUAACUGAAAAAAUCGUGUCAGUAUUACCAAAAAUGAAGUGUCCACAUCGUUUGGAACCACAUCAGAUCCAGGGACUGGAUUUCAUUCAUAUAUUUCCUGUUGUACAGUGGCUGGUGAAACGUGCAAUAGAAACAAGGGAAGAGAUGGGAGAUUAUGUCCGUUCUUACUCUAUAUCACAGUUUCAAAAAACCCACAGACUGCCAGAGGAUGAUGAAUUCAUGCAAAGAAAAGAGAAGGCACUCAAAACGGUUACUGAUAUCUUUGAGGUUUACAAACCCCAGAGAAAAUACAAACGUCAGGCAGGAGCUGAGGAACUGCUGGAUGAGGAAUCAAAGGUUCAUGCUACACUUCUGGAAUAUGGCAGGAGAUACGGAUUUAGCAGACAAGCAGGAAAAACAGAACAGGCUGAAGAUAAAAAAGCAGUGCUACCUCCAGGGCUUGCAGCAGCAGGGAAAGCUGAGCCUUGUGAUGAAGAUGAUCUUCAGGCUGCUGAAGAGCUUCGCAUUAAAACUCUGAUGACUGGAAUGGCUGCAAUGGCAACAGAAGAGGGCAAACUGACAGCAAGCACAGUUGGCCAGAUUGUUGGACUCCAGUCAGAUGAGAUCAAGCAAAUUGUGUCUGAAUAUGCUGAAAAGCAAUCUGAGCUUUCUGCUGAGGAGCGACCGGAACGGCUUGGAGCUGCCCAGCAACACAGAAGGAAGGUGGCAUCUCUCAACAAGCAGAUUUUGCAGAAAACCAAACUCCUCGAAGAGUUGCAAGCUAAAUGUGCUGAUCUGCAGGCAAAAUGUACCAAAGCAAAAGAGACAUUAACAGAGGUUAAGAGUUACAGUGAAAAGCUGGACAAGGAAUUGGCAGCUUUAGAAACAAUAGAAUCCCAAGCAGAUUCUAGCAUAUUACAGAGUCUGCGAGCACUGGUGGCCAUGAAUGAAAACCUAAAAAGCCAGGAGCAAGAGUUCAAAGCACAUUGUAGGGAAGAAAUGGAGAGACUACAACAAAAUAUUGAGACUCUGAAAGCUGAAGCAGCGGAAAAUGGGGAGGAACAGGAGCCAAAUAAGAUUAUAGAACAGCAGUACAAAGCUGAGAAAGAGAAACUUCAAAAGAUCCGCCUGCUACUGGCACGAAGAAACAGAGAAAUAGCCAUUUUACAACGCAAGAUUGAUGAAGUACCCAGCCGAGCUGAGCUCACACAGUAUCAGAAGAGAUUUAUUGAACUUUACGGUCAGGUCUCAGCAACUCACAAAGAAACGAAGCAGUUUUUUACUCUUUAUAAUACACUGGAUGACAAGAAAGUAUAUUUGGAAAAGGAGGUUAACUUACUGAAUUCUAUCCAUGACAACUUCCACCAAGCCAUGGCGUCGUCCGGAUCUCGGGAGCAGUUUUUGCGGCAGAUGGAGCAGAUUGUAGAAGGCAUCAAACAGAAUCGAAUGAAGAUGGAAAAGAAGAAGCAAGAAAACAAAAUGAGAAGAGACCAGUUGAAUGAUGAAUACUUAGAGCUUCUAGAGAAACAGAGGCUUUACUUCAAAACAGUGAAAGAAUUUAAAGAGGAAUGCCGUAAGAAUGAAAUGCUGCUGUCCAAGCUGAAAGCCAGUUCUUCCUGAAGAACUCCAGCUGGGGAAAUUUAUAGAAGAUUGUUCAGUCCAUUGAAUCUCUUUUGUGAGGUGACAAUUAUAACUGCAAUGUAGAUGUAUAUAUAUAGAUAUAUAUAAAAAAUAUCUAUACACACAGCUGUAAAAGUCUGUUUUUUCCAGUAUGUGUUCAGUUUACAUUCCCUCAUCACAUGGCUGUAUUAUUCAUUAUUGCCUCCACUACACAGUAAAGAGUUAACACAGUACAGCAAAAUAGAAAUACUGUCUAAUUUUAUUUAUUUGGGUUUGGGGUUUUUUUCCCUACGUUAAGGACAGGACAGUGGGAAUGUUUUUUUAUUUGGGUUUUAACACUGAAUUAGGUGAAAAUUCUGGAAUAAGUUUACAUAUACUGUGUAGUAUGUCCUCCACCCCACAGGAUGAGCACUGCAGAAUGCAGUAGUUGGUUAAUUUUGGCCCAAAAAAACCCCACAGAAUGAGAUUCUUCAAACUCGGUUUUCCAGCUAAUAACGUCACAUUAUUUUAGUUUAUACUCUAGCCAUAUAUAGGAUUCCAAAGGAUAACAAUUAAUUUCUAAUGGCUAAGAAAAUGAAAACUUACCUUGGAUAAUUCCUGGUGUAAAAUUAUAGAUCUAUAUUUUUAUAAAGUCUAGUUGUUGUAUAAAUUUCCUUGAAAUUUCAUUUUUAUAUAUAGAGAGUGUGCUUGUUAAAUUAAUAGCUCCAGGAAAAAAACACCUUAAUACUAGGAUCACCACGUUAUCCCUGGCUGGGAUGAAAAUCAGAGUCUGUCACCUGUAAUAUAGGAAGAUAAAGAUUGAGAUAUUCUGCUCUAAUGAACUGAUGCUCACCUUUGAAGACAACAACCUACUUACCCUGCUGAAGACUUGCUCUUGAAAGUUCAGAAACUUUGUGGGACACUUUCUGAGACAUUUUUAUAUCUGUAUAUACAGUAUUUUAUAAUUCAAACAGUUGCUUUUUGUACUUAACACCAGGAUUUUGGACUGACUUCUUAAUGUACCUGACAUCUUCAGGAGAAGAAGACCCACGCUCCUUUUUCCCACUGACACUGAUGACAGCGCUGUUCGAUUACUGUCUAUGGCAGCAGAUAGAAAAUAAACAAUGUUUGGAAUCCA